Molecule: messenger RNA, 2070 nt
Organism: Strigops habroptila (Kakapo)
Lineage: Eukaryota; Metazoa; Chordata; Aves; Psittaciformes; Psittacidae
Product: transmembrane protease serine 9-like
Exons: 15
Coding region: 1-2070 (689 amino acids)
Biological process (GO): proteolysis
Molecular function (GO): serine-type endopeptidase activity
Source: RefSeq, a predicted model, not a curated record
AUGAAGGUGCUGAGGACAUUGGUCUUGGUGGUGUCCAUGGUGACCUCUGUGGUGGUGGGGGACACGCGUGUGGUUGGUGGCAUGGACUGUGAGCCCCAUUCGCAACCAUGGCAAGUGGCCAUCUUGGACAUGUACAAGCUCUACUGCGGUGGGGUCCUGGUGGACAAGGAGUGGGUGGUGACGGCGGCCCAUUGCACCACACCAGGGAUCACCAGUGUCCACAUGGGCAAACACAACCUCUACACACGCGAGUCAGUCACUUACCCGGACGUCUUGCAGUGCGUCAACGUCACCAUCUUCUCCACGGCCGAAUGCCACCGCUUGUACCCCGGUUCCAUCACCGAGAACAUGCUCUGCGCCGGGAGCCUCCAAGGUGGUAGGGACUCAUGUCAGGGGGACUCUGGAGGACCUCUGGUUUGCAACAAGACCCUCCAAGGCAUCGUGUCUUGGGGCAUGGAGAAGUGCGGCCAACCCAAGCGCCCUGGGGUCUACACCAAGGUCUGUAGAUACGCCCAAUGGAUCCAUAAGAUCAUGAAGGACAAUGAGAAGAUCAAGCCCAACGUGGUGCUGUGGUCGCCCCCCAUGGCCCCAGUGACCAGUGGUGGUGGUGGUUGUGGGCUUCAUGCCCAUCAAUGGGGCGGCCGCAUCCUGGGGGGCAGCUCGUGCCCGCAGGGGGGCCACGAGGGCCUCGUGCUGCUGCUGCACUUUGGCUCCGCCUACUGCGGGGGGGCGCUGCUGGGGCCCGAGUGGGUGCUGAGCGCCGCCCAUUGCGAGGCCAGCAACAUCCAGGUCCUGGCGGGUGCCCACAGCCUGGCGUCCCCCUCGGGCCAGGAGGAGUUCUCGGUGGCCGUGGCCACCGUUGUCCACCCCGGCUUCAGUGACUCCAGCUACGCCCAUGACCUGAUGCUGCUGCGCCUGGAGCCACCGUUGAGCAGCUCCAGCUCCAUCCAACCCUUUGUCCUACCUGAGGCCCCAGUGGCCACCGGGGCCAACUGCACCGUCAUGGGCUGGGGCACCACCACCAGCCCCGAGGAGACCUUCCCUGACACCGUCCAAUGUGUCAACAUCACGGUGGUCGAUGACACCGAGUGUGGCUCCAUCUACGGCUCCAAAGUGACCGAGGACAUGAUGUGCGCCGGGGCCACCACGGGGGGGAAGGACUCGUGCCAGGGUGACUCCGGGGGUCCCCUCAUCUGCGAUGGGGUCCUUCAGGGCAUUGUCUCAUGGGGCGACCACCCCUGUGGGCAGCCGGGGAAGCCGGGGGUCUACACCCGGGUCUACAACUACCUGCCCUGGAUCCUGGAGACCAUGGGGGAGGACACGGCACGGACACGGCACGGACACGCCAAGGACACGCCAGGGACGGGAGGAGGAGCCGGAGGGCAGGAUGAGGACAGGAUCAUCGGGGGGUACCCCUGUGUCCCCCAUUCCCAGCCGUGGCAGGUCUACAUCUACAGCCCCGUGCGCUGCGGUGGGAUCCUCCUCAGGGACAACUGGGUCCUCUCGGCCGCCCACUGCAACAGCAGGGGCAUCCGCCUCCGCCUGGGCGAGAACGACCUGCAGCAGCAGGAGGGGACGGAGCAGAACCGCCUGGUGGCCAAGGCCAUUCCCCACCCGUCCUUCAACCCCACCACCCUGGACAACGACCUCCUGCUCCUCAAGCUCGACCGACCCGUGGGGCUGGGCCGCGCCGUGCGGCCCCUGGCCCUGCCCCGCGCCUGCGCCCCCCCCGGCACCACCUGCCUGGUCUCGGGGUGGGGAACCGUCACCAGCCCCCAAGUGACCCUCCCGCGGCACCUGAUCUGCGCCUACGUGGACAUCCUGCCCGACGCCGCCUGCCGCCGGGCCUACCCGCAGCGCGUCACUCCCAACAUGCUUUGCGCCGGGGUGCGCAACCAGCGCAUCGACUCCUGCCAGGGUGACUCUGGGGGGCCCCUGUCCUGCAACGGGACCCUCCAGGGCAUCGUGUCCUGGGGGCUGCAGACGUGUGCCCUGCCCGGGCGCCCCGGGGUCUACACCCGCGUCUGCAACUACGUGGGAUGGAUCGAGAACACCAUGAACCGCAACUAG